AUGCCGGGCCUUGUAGCUGGCGAUCAGUAUGAUGACCUGACGGGAGCUGUUCAGCAGAUAAUACUCUCCUCAUCUGAGUCUGACUAUCUCGACCAGUUGAUUCCCUUGCUGAAGAACGCCGAGACACAGACCCAGGUCACGCCACUCAUACAUGCCCUCAACCAUGUAUCGGCAGAUCGAGAGGCGCAGAUUGAGACAAUAUGCAACUCAAAUCAUCAAGAGUUCAUCAACAGCGUCAAUCAGCUACAGUCCGUUCGAGAAGGCACUGUGAACUUGACGUCGGAGAUCAUGGAACUCAGUCGCAGCAUUCAGGCCAGCACCGAGAAAAUCGCCGAGCAGAAGAAGGCUCUUGUGGAGUCUCGAGGUGUGCGCCAGAACAUUGACGAAGCAACUCAAGCGUUGAAGGACUGUCUCGAGGUGUUGCGUCUUGCCAAUCAAGUUCAUGACCUGCUUGGCAAAAAGAACCAUUAUGCGGCUCUCCGAGCUUUGGAUGAGCUACAGAAUGUGCAUCUACGAGAGGUGACAAGAUACAAGAUUGCGGAGAUGAUCGAGCGUUCGGUGCCAGCCACACAGCGCCUGAUUGCCGAUGCAGUCAUGAUGGACCUCAACACCUGGCUGUAUAGGAUUCGAGAGACCUCACAGUUCCUUGGCGAGGUCGCUUUCUACCACACUGAGAUGCGACGUACACGGCAAAAGGAGCGUGGUGAGAAGGACGAGUAUCUUGGAUCUUUCAAACUCAACUCAGCAGUGGAGCUUGUCGCUGAUGAGCCUGAGGAGUUCGAUGUCCUCAAUAACGAAGAGGUGCAAGUCGACUUCUCUCCGUUGUUUGAAUGCCUUCACAUCCACAACGCUCUUGGCGAGACCGAGAAGUUCAGAGCCGACUACGCCGCUACACGUAGACGACAGAAGGACUUACUCAUACCGCAGGCCAUCAAUCUUUUGGACGAGGAGAGCAGCAGCCUUAGCAGCUUACUCGAGGGUGCUGCCGGGUUUGCCAUUGUGGAAAAGGCAACGAUGCAGAAGACGGAGAACUUCCGUGCUCAGAGCGACGUCGAUGAGCUGUGGGACAGUAUGUGCCAAUCGGUGGUCUCGCUGAUCAGCAGUGCUCUGCACAAUGUCGACAACGACGAGAAUCUCCUCAAGAUCAAGGGCGUGAUCGCCUUGUUCAUUCAAACCAUGGACAGCUGGGGCUACCCUGUCAGUAGUCUUGACAGCCUGCUACUCACGCUGUUCGACAAGUAUAGCUCUUUGCUGAAAAAGAGGUUCAGCGACGACUUCCAAGAGAUAGUUUCCACGGACGACUACAUGCCCAUGCCCAUCAACAACGCAGAAGAAUAUACUAAAGUUAUUUCGGUCUCGUGGUAUACACCUCCAGCUGGACAAGAACGACCCGAGGACAUCCAAUACCCUUGCGUUUUGCCCUUCAGCCAGAUGUAUCCCUUGGUGUGCAUCGACAUUCGCAACUUUUUGAACCAGAUCUACCUUUUCUCUGAUGAUCACUUCCGCCAUACGACCGUGAUCGACAAGACCUUGAAGGAGAGUCUGGAUGAGCUGCUCGUGGACAAAGUCUGCAAGAGCCUUGUUGAUCGACUUUCGUCUCAAUAUCCUGGACAGAUCGUGCAGAUCCUCACCAACCUCAAUCACUUCGAGGAUGCGUGCAAUGAUCUCGAAGACUUGCUCGUUGAAGCUCGAUCCAGCAGCAGUGCCGCAGGCCCGGUCAAGCUGAAUGCAACAAGUCAGUUCAAUGCGGCAAAGAAGCGGGCAGAAACACGCAUUUUCGAGCUCGUCAACAGCAAGAUCGACGAUCUUAUCGAGACUGCCGAGUACGACUGGCUCAGCAAUUACAUCCCGGACAGCGCCAGUCCUUACAUUCAAGAACUGACACGGUAUCUCUCCAACACCAUGAACAUGGUGCUUCUGGGCUUGCCAGAACAGAUGAAAGAGCGCAUCUACUUCGAAGCUCUCACCCACGUCGGCGAAGCCCUGCUAUCUCUCCCACUCGACCCAGGCGUCCGCCGCAUCUCACCACAAGCCGUAGCUGCCUACAGAAUCGACAUCGACGACCUCAUCAGCUACGUCGAAGCCCUCCCCGAAGCACCCGGCCUCAUCGACAGCCUCACGCCCCUCCGCCAAACCACAGACCUGAUGGGCCUAGCCGCCGAAGGCAAAGGCGAAGAAUUCUUCGACUCCUCCAAAUCUCACACCCGCUUCGGCCAAGUCGACAAGAUCAAAGGCGCCGAGCUCCUCGAGAAGGUAUUUACGGCACCACCAGAGCCGGCUCCGCGUAGAGAGCGGAUGUCGAUUCUACCGGAUUUCUCGGGCAGCAGGGAGGAUGUGAGCAAGAAGCCGAGUACGCAUUUUGGGGAUUUCAGAGAUCGGCUGGGGGGCUUCACGAAGAGAGAUCGGUCUUAG
Molecule: messenger RNA, 2412 nt
Organism: Zasmidium cellare ATCC 36951
Lineage: Eukaryota; Fungi; Ascomycota; Dothideomycetes; Mycosphaerellales; Mycosphaerellaceae
Exons: 3
Coding region: 1-2412 (803 amino acids)
Biological process (GO): intracellular protein transport; exocytosis; Golgi to plasma membrane transport
Cellular component (GO): exocyst; membrane
Source: RefSeq, a predicted model, not a curated record